This is a messenger RNA of Cetraspora pellucida, 176 nucleotides long. The record is from the annotation of a GenBank genome assembly. Lineage: Eukaryota; Fungi; Glomeromycota; Glomeromycetes; Diversisporales; Gigasporaceae.
UGGUACUCUUGGUAGUGCCUCUAGUAGUGCCAUUGGUGAUGCUUUUAGUAAUAGCAGUGCCUUUAGUAAUGCCUUUGAUGAUAGUAGCAUCUUUGAUAGUGCUCUUGAUAGUAGUAGUAGUGGCUUUGGUGAUGUUCUUGGUAGUAUCACACUUGGUAGUGAUGGUGCCUCUAGUG